This is a messenger RNA of Gymnogyps californianus (California condor), 1599 nucleotides long. It is a transcript of the gene RASSF8, whose product is annotated as Ras association domain family member 8. Gene Ontology annotation, biological process: signal transduction. Lineage: Eukaryota; Metazoa; Chordata; Aves; Accipitriformes; Cathartidae. The record is from RefSeq and is a predicted model, not a curated record.
GCGCUGCCCGGGGAGCCGCCGCGGGACGGGCGCCGAGCCGCCGCCGCCGGCGGAGCGCAACUGACUUUGUCAGCAGAGUUGACACCUAUGCCUGGAGUAGCAGAUUGUGCUAAGCCCACUGCAUAAGAAGACAUCUCUGUCUAUCUUCAUGUGCAGCUGCUAAGAGAAGUCUGCUGCAUUAUCUCUGGUAUAGCUGCAAGUAUGACUUGACUGAUUUGCAUUCAUGGCUCUUGGAUGAUCUGAUGAACCAUGGAGCUCAAAGUAUGGGUGGAUGGAGUCCAGAGAAUUGUGUGUGGGGUCACCGAAGUCACAACAUGCCAGGAAGUUGUAAUAGCACUUGCUCAGGCUAUUGGUCGUACCGGGAGGUACACGCUCAUCGAGAAAUGGCGGGACACGGAGAGGCACCUGGCACCCCACGAAAACCCCAUCGUGUCGCUGAACAAGUGGGGGCAGUACGCGAGCGACGUGCAGCUGAUCCUGCGCCGCACCGGGCCCUCUCUGAGCGAGCGGCCGACUUCGGACAGCGGCCGCAUCCCGGAGAGGACUCUGUACCGGCAAAGUUUACCUCCCCUGGCCAAGCUGAGACCUCCCAGUGACAAAUCCAUGAAGAGGAGGGAGCCAAAAAGGAAAUCCCUCACCUUCACCGGGGGGGCCAAAGGGUUAAUGGACAUCUUUGGGAAAAGCAAGGAGUCCGAGUUCAAGCAAAAGGUGCUCAACAACUGUAAAACAACAGCAGAUGAGUUGAAGAAAUUGAUCCAUCUCCAGACGGAGAAGCUUCAGUGCAUUGAGAAACAGCUGGAGUCCAACGAAGCCGAGAUCCGCUACUGGGAACAAAAGUAUAACUCCAGCCUGGAAGAAGAGAUCCUCAAGCUAGAGCAAAAGAUCAAAAGGAAUGAAGUGGAGAUCGAAGAGGAAGAGUUCUGGGAAAACGAGCUGCAGAUUGAACAGGAGAAUGAAAAACAGCUGAAGGAGCAGCUGCAGGAGAUGAGGCAGAGGAUCCUGGAGUGUGAGAGCAAGCUGAAGGACUACAUGUCUCAGAUCCACAACAUGGAAAGUGGCCUUGAAGCAGAGAAGUUGCAGCGGGAAGUUCAAGAGUCCCAAGUGAAUGAAGAAGAGGUCAAGGAAAAGAUCGAGAAGGUGAAGGGUGAAAUUGAUAUUCAGGGACAACAGAGUCUGAGAUUGGAAAAUGGUAUUAAAGCUGUAGAAAGGUCUUUGGGCCAAGCUACCAAACGGUUACAGGACAGGGAACAAGAACUGGAGCAACUGACAAAGGAGCUGCGACAGGUCAAUCUCCAACAGUUCAUCCAGCAAACAGGAACGAAGGUCACAGUGCUGCCAGCAGACCCCGUUGAGGUGGAGGCCCCGCAUGUGGAGCUCGAGAGAGAGCCAACAUUUCAGUCUGGGUCACUGAAGCGCCCUGGCUCAUCGAGGCAACUCCCCAGUAACCUUCGGAUUCUACAGAAUCCCCUGUCGUCUGGUUUUAACCCGGAGGGCAUUUAUGUAUGACAGUACAUACCUCUUCUGGAGAGGACCUAGCAAGGUACCCUGGACAAGAUACACUUUUGUUUUAUUCUGCCAACGAUGAAAGGAAGAAGAUUU